AUGGAAUAUAUUUCGUUCCAUGGUGUUAAUGUUCUCAUUUAUUUCCAGCCCGGACCUCCUACAACGUAUGAAGUUUCAGCACCAGUGCCUUCUCAGCUAGCUUACUCAGAGCACAGACUAUCGGUUCCAUCGCCGAAUUCGCUGCAAUACAGUUCAAAGCCACAACCUAUUACAAAGCCAAUUAUAACCAAUUACGAACAGCCCCAAGGAUUUGUUCAGCCAUCUUACGAACAUAACUUUCUUCAAUUACAACCCAGCUACCAACAAUCACCUAUUAACGGUCAUCUUCAAAGCGCUUAUCAACCAAUUCAGUAUCAACCUCAAGCUUAUAACCAACAACAAUUGCAAUAUACACAAGAACAACAACUACAACAACCCGGUAUUGCGUAUACUCGUCAAGAACUGCCAAUUCAAUACCAAAAACAACCAGAUCAGGGUGACUUAAAAAGUCAACCGGAUGCACAGAUUAUUGAAAAGCAACAAAUAAUCCAACAGAAUUACAACGAUAAACAACAAAAUGCCCUGAGCUACGCAAGGUUUACCUUCAAUCAAGCUAUUCCUUCUCAAGAACAACCUCAUCCACAAGGAUCCGUAUCACCUUCUCCGCAACCAGUAUCACAACCAGAAACGCAUCAACAACUGGUUCAAUCACAGCCACAACAGUAUUCAGUCCAAUCGCAGCCAAUAGCACAAAUAAACUAUCAGCUUCAACAUCCUUCUCAAUAUGUGCCACAAAUACAAUAUAAAGCACAACAACAAAUUCAACAACCUAAACUUCAACAAAUCCAGCAGCAACAAGUCCAAUAUCAAGCACAUCAAGCAGCCCAGCAACCCCAAUUACAAUAUCAGGGACAUCAGCAACUCCAGCAACCAUUACAAUAUCAACAACCUCAAAUUCAAUACCAGGAACCACAGCCGCAACCGCAUUUCGUCUAUCAACAACAACAGUUACAACCUUUACCUGAUCUACAUCUCCAAGCACAACAGCAAUAUCAAGUCCAACCGCAACAGUACCACCUACCACAAAUUCAGCCUCAACUGUUUAACGCGGAAAAAUCCGAGCAAGUACUAUCAAAGCAAUCGGUACCUCAAAGACAAGUGUUUUACAAGCAACCAUUUCAACAGCAAUUAAUUCAACAUCAACCACAAGAUUUAGGUUACAAAAAUCUCCCCGUCUUCCCGACGUUCCCUCCCGUUCAAUAUUUUGGCAAAUUCGCUCAAUCAAUCUUCGGUAAUUACCAGCAUUAA
Vanessa atalanta (red admiral) is the source of this 1248-nucleotide messenger RNA. Its product is annotated as bromodomain-containing protein DDB_G0280777-like. The transcript has 2 exons. The record is from RefSeq and is a predicted model, not a curated record. NCBI's taxonomy places the organism in Eukaryota, Metazoa, Arthropoda, Insecta, Lepidoptera, Nymphalidae. Bases 1 to 1248 code for a protein of 415 amino acids.